AGCCCAGAAUCUUUGCUGGUUUUUAGUGGCAACUACAGUGUACAUGGUUUAUAUGACGUCUUACUAAAUUACAGAUUUCUCUUGACCUCACUAUCCGGUGUGGACGUACCUGUCUUGUUUUCUCCUGUGCCAUUUCAAAAUUCUGCCGUUUCUACUCCUGAUAUUAAAUGCAUGAAGACAAGAAGAGCUGAAGACAUUGCUGCUUCUUAUAACGGGUCUAUAUGGAAAGAAGGCGAGUCUGCACGAGGAUCAUCAGAUGGCCUUUGUACCAUUGAAAUUAAGAAUGCACUAAUUCCACCUUGGUUUAUUUGUGAUAUAUGUGCAUUGAUGGCCUCUGAAGGAAGAAGCUUUGAGGCAAGUUUUGUGACGGAACCUAGCUCGAUUGGCUUGAAUGUUGCCUUAAAACCAACAUGUGAGAAGUCUGAAUCCAAAGCUGCCGGUAGUGAAAGCUUACAAGACUGCAAAAGUUCAUUUGGCAUUGCAGAAGCUGUAGUCACAUCUCGACUGUGUUCAUGUUCAUUAAAAGGCGUGAGUUACUGUGAUGGUUCUUAUACAGCAUUGCUAUCCCCUGUAUAAUCUUCUAUUACAAAACUAUGACCUUGUGAAAGGAAAUAAAUCAAUUACGAACUCAUUUUGCAUUUAGUGCUUGACAUUGGAUGUGAUUGCCAUUUGAAUCGAGCAGCCACGGGAUAUUUU
Cajanus cajan (pigeon pea) is the source of this 696-nucleotide messenger RNA. Lineage: Eukaryota; Viridiplantae; Streptophyta; Magnoliopsida; Fabales; Fabaceae. The record is from RefSeq and is a predicted model, not a curated record.